Salvelinus fontinalis (brook trout) is the source of this 3467-nucleotide messenger RNA. RefSeq names its product kelch-like protein 4. Gene Ontology annotation, molecular function: protein binding. NCBI's taxonomy places the organism in Eukaryota, Metazoa, Chordata, Actinopteri, Salmoniformes, Salmonidae. The transcript is spliced from 11 exons. The coding region runs from base 652 to 2817 and encodes 721 amino acids. The record is from RefSeq and is a predicted model, not a curated record.
CUAGUCCAACAUUAUCAGCUACUGGAUACUGGGAUGGGCAUUUCUGUUUCGGGUUCCUCUGUGUGUGUGUGUGUGUGCAGUGAGGACACGGAGCGAGUGAGCGAGACCAAGAAGACAAGCGAGGGAGGGAGCGUGUGUCAUUUAUGUGCGUUAACUGAGCUAACAGGGAGCAUCAGGAGGAACAGCAGCUGAAACAGAGAGAGAGAGAGAGAGAGAGAGACACAGAGAGUGAGAGAGAGAGAGAGAGAGAGACAGCGAGAGAGACACAGAGGGAGAGAGAGAGAGAGCCAUAGAGAGAAAUAGAGACAUAGAGAGAGAGCGAACGAGAGAGAGAGAGAGAGAGUUGGAGGGAGGAGGAAAAUAAGCCCAGGCACAGGGAGACAAAAGCUGCAGAGAGAGAGAAGACUGUUCCCUUCUUGCCCUCCACUAAAAGAACAACGGAGGAGGAGGAGGAGGAAGAAGACAAAAGGAGGAAGGAGGCGUACAGUACUGAACAUACUGGAACUGAAUUCAUAGGCUCCUUUUUCUUUACCCUCCUCCAUGUUUUAGGGGGAUUCUACACUAGUACAUUUGACUGCUGGCUUCUUCUUCAUCUCUAAAAAGAAAGAAAGAAAGAAAGAAAGAAAGAAAGAAAGAAAGAAAGAGAGGAGGAUGUCGGGGAAGAAAGAGUUUGACGUGAAACAGAUCCUCAGGCUGCGUUGGCGCUGGUUUAGUCAUUCAUCCCAGAGUUCUGCCGGUGGAGGAGGAGGAGGUGGAGGAGGUGGAGGAGGAUACCUCCAGGAGAGCUUUGAUCACAGAGGGACCCCAGUCCAGGGCAGGCUGAAGAGUCACUCCCGGGACAGAGGUGGCAGCGGUGGGGGACUCUGGAAGCAGAACAGCAACAGUCCGGUCCGUAGUAUCCUGGCCCCCACGCCUGUCUAUGUCAGAGCCAGUAAUCAAUCAUGGCACCAGCAGAACAUUAUUCAGCACCUGCAGCAGCAGGGAGGCCACGAGCUCCCGAAGAACAGCAGCUCACCUGACAACACCAGGAAGGAGGACUGCUCCAAGAGCAGCCAGGAGAAUGUGAAGAGUGUAGAGGAAUCCUCGGAGGCGGAAGCAAGACACAGGAUGAGCUCCAACGGCUCGGAUGAGUUCUUCCAGGCUACAAACCAUGCGGAACAGACCUUUCGCAAGAUGGAGACUUAUCUUCAGCACAAGCAGCUGUGUGAUGUCGUCUUGAUAGCGGGAGAUCAUAAGAUCCCGGCUCACAGACUGGUCCUCAGUGCAGUCUCUGACUACUUUGCUGCCAUGUUCACCAGCGAUGUGAGAGAGGCCAAACAGGAGGAGAUCAAGAUGGAGGGGGUGGAUCCAGAAGCCUUGAGAUCUCUGGUCCACUUUGCCUAUACUGGUGUCCUUGAAUUGAAGGAGGAGACCAUAGAGAGUUUAUUGGCUGCAGCCUGCCUUCUACAGCUCUCGCAAGUCAUUGAGGUUUGCUGUAACUUCCUCAUGAAACAACUCCAUCCAUCUAACUGCCUGGGGAUACACUCCUUCGCUGACGCCCAGGGAUGCAUGGAUUUGCUCAACGUGGCCCACAACUACACUAUGGAGCACUUCCUAGAGGUGAUUCAGAACCAGGAGUUUCUCCUGCUUCCUACGGCUGAGAUCGUCAAACUCUUGGCCAGUGACGACAUAAACGUACCAGAUGAGGAGACCAUCUUCCAGGCUCUGAUGACGUGGGUGCGGUUCGAUGUUCAACAUCGCCAGCAGGACCUUGGGGUUCUCCUGGCCUACAUCCGCCUGCCACUUCUGCCUCCACAGCUCCUAGCUGACCUGGAGAACAACACAAUGUUCUCAGAUGACCUGGAAUGCCAGAAGCUUCUAAUGGAAGCCAUGAAGUACCAUCUGCUCCCGGAGCGUCGUCUCAUGUUCCAGAGCCCCAGGACUAAACCCAGGAAGUCCACUGUAGGAGUACUCUACGCUGUGGGAGGCAUGGACGCUACCAAGGGAUCUACGACCAUAGAGAAGUAUGACCUGCGGACCAACACAUGGACCCAGGUGGGGGUGAUGAACGGCCGGAGGCUGCAGUUCGGGGUGGCAGUGAUCGACGACAAGCUGUACGUGGUGGGGGGCCGAGACGGGCUGAAGACAUCCAACAUGGUGGAGUGUUACAACCCUUUCAACAAUGUCUGGUCCACCAUGCCUCCCAUGUCUACACACAGACACGGACUCGGUAUAACAGUGUUGGAGGGCCCCAUGUAUGCAGUCGGUGGCCAUGAUGGAUGGAGUUACCUGAAUACAGUGGAGAGGUGGGACCCCCAGGCUAAACAGUGGAACUACGUGGCCAGCAUGUCCACGCCACGCAGCACUAUGGGAGUCACCGCACUCAACGGAAAAUUGUUUGCAGUUGGUGGUCGGGAUGGGAGCUCAUGUCUGCGGUCGAUGGAAUGCUUUGAUCCACACACCAACAAGUGGAGUAUGUGUGCCCCCAUGGCGAAGCGGAGAGGAGGGGUGGGUGUGGCCACGUACAACAGUUUCCUCUACGCUGUGGGUGGUCAUGAUGCCCCGGCGUCCAACCACUGCUCCAGACUCUCAGACUGUGUAGAGAGGUAUGAUCCCAAAACAGACACAUGGACCACGGUGUCCUCUCUGAGUGUCCCCAGAGAUGCUGUAGGUAUCUGUCUGCUAGGAGACAGGCUAUACGCUGUCGGAGGAUACGACGGAACAUCCUACCUGAACAGUGUUGAGUCCUAUGAUGCACAGAACAAUGAAUGGACUGAGGAGGUCAAUCUCAACAUCGGAAGGGCUGGAGCCUGUGUUGUAGUUGUGAGAAUACCUUGAGGACUACAACUCCCUACAACCCCCUGGAACGCCACACAGGAAACAGGUUAUGAUGUCACCACUGAUGUCGUUGAGAAUAUGUUUUUUCUACUGUAAAGGCAAACCUACAUUGCAUUCCUCACAAACCAUUGUUUCUAUCAACAGUGAUUUUCAUUGUCCAAGGAUUUUCUCUUUGAUUAUGAGAAUGUACUUUACCAUAUCUACGGAUUAACAAUCUGCAUAGUAGUGGUUAAAAAAGUAGGAAACUCUGCCACACUCUUGUUGAUAUGGUUGCUCUGUUAAAAUGGUCUGUCAGAAAAUAAUGUUUUCCAUAUGAUAGAAAGAAAGAAAUUACAUUUAACCCAUAAGAGUCGAAACCCUGUCUAAGCCAGGGGAGGGGGAUUUUACGACCCAUUGAAGUAUAACAAAAUAAUUAUUUGAUGAACAUUUUUGUUUGGCCUGCUAUUAGCCAAUACAAACGCAUUGAAUAACAGAUUCACUACAUGGAACAACAGAUAGUCCCAAAACAAAAUCUAGAGGAAGUCCCUAUAUCUGAGAGAUUUAAGAAAGAUCAGGAAGCAUUUGUAUUUUUUUUUACAUGUAUAUAACCACUUAUUUUUUUAUCACUAAACAGUCUGAGGCCUGUCUAAGCAGGUGGAUGGGGGGGGGGG